Molecule: messenger RNA, 5886 nt
Organism: Terrapene triunguis (Three-toed box turtle)
Lineage: Eukaryota; Metazoa; Chordata; Testudines; Emydidae
Gene: FOCAD
Product: focadhesin
Exons: 44
Coding region: 123-5516 (1797 amino acids)
Biological process (GO): regulation of post-transcriptional gene silencing
Source: RefSeq, a predicted model, not a curated record
GGGGAGGGGACCGACGUUGCUGCGUUACGCUCCGGCGGCACGUGGGCGGGGAACGUAGCUGCAGCUUGCGGGGCGGGAGGCUAAGUCAGAACCUAAAUUAAUAUCAUGUGAAAGAACCAGAAAUGUCAGACGAUAUCAAGAAGCGGCUGGAAUUUCCUAACACGCUUAUUCAGUCACAGGCAGUGGGUCAUCUUAUUGCUGCAGUGCUAAAAGAAAAUGUUUUAUCCGACAAGAUCAGACAGUCUACUAACCAGACUCCUGCUUUGAACUUGCUCUGGGAGAAGUGCUGCAGUGAGAAUGUGGUUGUGCGGACGGCCUGCUGCGAAGGCCUGGUGACUCUUGUUGCACAGGAUUAUGCAGAGUUCAGUUAUGUUCUCAAUACCGCUCUCAACCUGAUUCCCUCUGCCAGGAAUGUACAUGGUUUGGUAAAAAUUAUUGGGAAAUUACUACAGAUGCAGGCCGUUACGGUGGGAAAAAAUGGAGAUGAAGCUGUUCGGGAUUUGUAUUCAAUCAGGUAUCCUCCUCAUCCACUAAUCACUGUACUUGAAAACAGACCUGAUUGCUGGCCAGUUCUCUUGCAGCAGAUAACAGUAUUUUUCCAGCAAUGUCCAGAGAGGGCACAGAGUUCAUGUGUCUGUAUAAUGACCCCAUUUCUAAGAUACCUGUAUUGUGAACCGUCCCAAUUGGGGGAGAAUGCUGAACUGCGAAUGGGUCUACUUAAAAUCUUACUUCAGCCACAUGGUCCUGAGAACAAAGAGGCACCUUCUACACUAGAACACCUUAUUCUUCAGCUGCUUUGUGACUUGAUUCCACAUUUUCAGAUAAAGGACUUGCCACAAAUAACGGAAACGUUGUUCUUUCUAGAAGAAUUAUUCCGGAGUCUGCUUCGCUACCCUGUUUUUUGGAAAGUCCAGUUAUCCCAGCUUUGUCUGCAGAUUUUGUGCUUCUGUGAGAUUUGUCUGAACGUGACAGGGGAGUGUUCAUCUACAAUUUGCUUAAUAGAGCAAAAUGUUGAGUUCUUGCAAGAGGACUUUCCAGUUGAACAGGCCAUACUUGGAUUAGCUUUACUUCUGUUACAGACUCCAGCAUGUCAGCAGAAACCCAUCUUAAACCUAGCUUGCAAGCUCCUUUCCUGUACAGAAACUCAGAAAAUUCCAGCCACAGCCAUCAUCUUGGUGAUGCCUGUGUUGCAGAUCUUAUCUUCAACAGCAGUUGAGGACUGUAUAUCGGAGGAAGAUUCUGGCCCCACUAGGCAACAGCUGGCUAUAAAUCUUCUGGAAAUGGUACAGCAGGAAGGCACAAAGGAUAAAAAGAAAUUGUCAUCCUGCAGGGUCAUCUUUCCUAUAACCAGUACGUACAAUUUAUUGUAUACAACCUGGAGGAUCCUAGACCACAUGAAAGAGAAGUCUGCCGUGCUUGCUUGGUUGUCUUCCAUUAAAUCACUGCUACCUAUUAUGAAUCAAGUCCCCACUCAUGUUUUCCUUCUACUUGCUUACCUCCUGGUUCAAGAAAAUGGAGAGUGUCUUCGUGGAGUACUGAGUGCUACUGUGGAUAUAGCCAAGGCAGAUUCCUCUCAGGUCCCAAAUCUAAUCCCAGUUCUGAUGUUUAAAUUGGGAAGGCCACUGGAGCCUUUUUUGUACCGGGAUAUUUUAUAUACUUUGCCUACUCUGGGUGUACACAAGGUCUGCAUCGCUCAGAUUUUACGUUUGAUACAGGUGCUGGGGAGCACGCCAAAGCUUAGACCUAUUACUUUACGCCUGAUGACAUCCUUAUGGGAGAAACAGGAUCGGGUUUACCCAGAACUGCAGAGAUUCAUGGCAAUGUCCAAUAUGCCCUCUUUGUCCAUUGGGAAGGAUACUCUGUGGGAAAAGGUGAUAGCUAAAGCUGCUUCCAUCAGAGAUAUAUGCAGGCAGAGGCCAUAUCAACAUGGAGCUGAUAUGUUGGCUGCAAUUUCCCAGAUAUUGAAUGAAUGCACAAAACCUGAUCAAGCCACACCUGCUGCUUUAGUAUUACAAGGUCUUCAUGCACUUUGCCAAGCUGAGGUCGUUUGUAUUCGCUCUACGUGGAACGCACUCUCACCAAAGUUGAGCUGUGACACCCGUCCACUCAUUUUAAAAACACUGAACGAAUUGUUCGCCCUGGUUCCUUCAUUAACAGUGAAUACAAAUGAGUAUGAGAAAUUUAAAGCUCAAGUUGUCAGCUCACUUUGGAGCCACACUCAGAGCAAGGAUUCCAUUGUAGCAAUUUCAGCAUAUAAAUCUCUGUCAGAAUUUGGUUCUGAAGAACACACCAUCCUUCAUCUUCCUGAACAGGCAAGACCAGAAGUUGGUCCAUCAGAAGAGAUGGACAUAAAUGAAGAGGAGGAGAAGGAGGUGGACCUUUCUGUUCCUGGCUCUUCAUAUAUCAAACUGUUGUCUCUAACUCUUCCUUCUGUUUUGCCAGCAUUUGAAGAGUUUGUGGCGUCACUUGUGAAACAGGAGAUGGCCAACAUGCCCCGCGGAGUGUAUCAUUCUGCCCUGAGAGGAGGGGCCACGCGCUCGGAUCAAGGAAAGACCGUAGCAGGAGUUCCCAACUUCAUGCUGAAAAUGUAUGAGAGGAACAAGCAGCCAGGCCUGAAGCCUGGCCUUGCAGCUGGCAUGUUGUUAUGUUAUGACCUUCCAAUCCACAUGGGCAAAGAUGGCAAACCUAUCAGUCGUUUUCUGGCUAGCAGAGGGCGCAAUUUCCAACAGAUGUUAAUAGCUCUCAUUCAUGAGGUUAGUAUCCAGCCUUCUGAAUGGCACCGCUCUCUCCUGCUUCCUCAGUGCUGGCUGGGAUUUAUGAGUAGAACAUACCAUGCAGUUUUACAGGGGAGACAGGCAGAGCUGGAGAUGCAGUUAAAACAUGGAAAAGAGGAUCCUGAAGAGGUGCAGUACAAACAAUUUACAGCCUGGCUCUGGGUCAGAGACAUGCUGACUGAUGUUAUCAAGGGUGCUUCAAAGGACAGCCCAGUGGUGAAAGGAAACUCUAUCUUAGCUUUAACUGGCCUUGCAGUUGCUGUGGCAAAAUAUGAAAAUAGCCUUUCUUCAGACACUGAAGUAGGACCAGAGACCGAACCUGAUUUUCUUCCCACAAAACACUGGAUUUCUAUGGUGAUAGAAACACUUCUUAGUAUUGUGAACAGUCGCUAUCGCGCUAAAGGUCAAGUUUUCCCUUGGUUCUACCAGAAAUCGUAUUCUGGUGAAAACACAGCCAGUGCUAUUGCUCGCUCCUGUGCAGCCACUGCUUUGUCUCUCUUGGUGCCAGUUUUCAUUGUAUCCUGCAAGGAGAAGGUUGAGGAAGUCCUGAGUGUACUGACUGCCAGGUUACCUGGGAAACCAAAUGCUGAUGAGUCUCAAGCUGUUCAAAUCCACAUAGGCCUUGCUUUGGGGAUGUUUAUCUCACGUUUGUUUGAAGAAAAAGUCAGUGAUGUAUCUGGCCAACAGAUUAAUUUACUUCUAAUGAAGUCCCUUGAUGCAUUGGAAGAUUGCUGCUUUGACACCAGUCUGGAGUACAACACUGGAUGUAUCUUGGGUGUAGGACUUGUUCUUUCAUUUAUGAGUCACAGCAGCCAAACAGAAUCACGGGUUCAUGUCUCUGCCUCUCUGAGGAAACUCUGUAGCUACCUGGAUGCCAGUGAAGAGCAAAGCAGAAUGUUCCAGGAGAUCCUUGCCUACUCCAUUGCCUGUUCCUGCAUCUCUGCUUUCAGCAUGAAAAUCAUAGAGGCAGUGGAGGCUGAAGAGAUCAUGAACAAGUUGCGGACGUUAGCGGAAAAUAAUCAGCAGACAUCCGGUUUUGCUUUGGCAUUGGGUAGCAUAGUUCAUGGUUUGUCAGUCUGUGGACAUGGGAAAGCAGAAGACUUGAGUAACAGACUGCUUCCUGCCUGGAUGAAAAUUGUGCUUGCAGAGGGGUCUCCCACAAUGCAGCGUCUGGCUGCUGUCAAUGGGCUGGUCGCGUUGGUGGGUUCUGAAGCAUCCAUGAUACAGCUGAAAUCUGAGGCUAUCCAGUCAUCCCAGUUUCAAAAUAAACUUAAUGAAAUCAUCAGAACCCUGACUCAGAUAGUCAGUUUUUCUGGGGUGAUUGGUCUUCAGACAAAUGCAGCUUGGCUUUUAGGACACCUUCAUCAAUCCAGUUUGUCCUCAACCCAGAACAGAACAUCCGUUCCUCCAGAUUUCAGCUACUUGCCUGAAAACAGCUUUAUCAGGGCAGCUAUUGACUUUGCCAUUGAAGGAGGAAAGAAAGGCCCUGAAUCCAUUCCCCCUCACUUGGUGAAAGUAGCUUUGGCACCUAUAGCUUUAGUUGGAGAAAGCUACCAGUAUCCACCUGUGAACUGGGCUUCAGUUCUUUCUCCUUUGAUGAGACUGAACUUUGUAUCUGAAUGGUGCUUUGAAUGUGGAAACUUCUUUAACACAUUGGAAAAAUUGUGUUAUUGUAAACCUCAGAAGUUCCAGAAGAAACAGUGCAUCCGUUUAAUGAAAACCAGGAAAUAUCUUUUUACUACUUUGCCCCUAUGGAUGAAACACGUUGCAGAAGACAAACUACAGACUUUUACUGAAGUGUUUUUAGUACAGCAUUUUGAAACAAAGAAGCACCCAAAAAAUCCUGAGCUUUGCCAAAGUAUCUUACAGGGACUCAGCCAGGCUAUGAAACUUCCAAGCCCUGCCCAAUACUGCUGGAACCUUCUGUGCCAGGCUGCAGAGAAAAUAUUUGAGCUUUUGCCAGAAGAGAUUCAGAGAAGUGACGUGGAGAUGUAUAUUGAGGUAGCAAAAUGCCUCUCAGAAAUGGCAGAUGCAGAGGUUGACCGGAUUGCCCAGUUCUCCAAGAACAAUAUUGAAAAGACCACUUUCAUCAAAGUGUAUUUAGUUUCUCAAGGCCGACUGUCUUUGUUGAGCUUGAAUGAUGUGAUUGGUAUUGCGGUAAGAUGCCAGCAGAAAGAAACUAUUGCAUGGAUGUUGUUUCAUAGUUUCUACCAUGCCCGAAUUGUAAGCCAUGAAAACACAGGAGUAUUGAAAAGAAUGGACUGGCUGUUAGAAUUGAUGGGCUAUAUCAGAAAUGUUGCUUACAAGUCAAUACCUAUACAAAAUCUGGAUCUUAAAGAGGCUGUAGACUUCCUGUUGUGGAUAUUUGCAGCUUCUGUGGUUGCCUGGGCUGACCAUACUGCUCCACUACUGCUUGGCCUCAGUGCCAGCUGGUCGUCAUGGAAACACAAAGAAGUAUUGCCAGAAUUGUCUGCCGAUGAUUUUGGCAAGCAUCCAAUUGAAAAGCUCUCCGUGCAGGAGACUCUUACUCUCCUUCCAAACAGUGUGCAGCUUUUGCUGGCUAAAGAGCCUUGGAAAGAACAAACACAAAAGUUUAUUGACUGGCUGUUUAAUAUAAUGGAGAGCCCUAAAGAAGUGCUAUCUGAAUCCUCCAGAGACAUGUUGAAAGCUACACUUCUGGCUUUGAGGUUUCUACCAGAGUUCAAGAAGAAAGCAGUAUGGACUAAGGCUUACGGUUGGUAGCCACAAGAUAGCAUCAUCAUCAUAUCUGAUAAAGAGACGGCCCUUAAUACUGAGAGAAAAAUGCAUAGCAGAAAUGUUCAAUCAUCAAUAAGUGUCAUUCCAAAGAAAUUUUAUACUAUGAAGUAUUAUGGGAUUUUCUUCCCAGGGAUUCAGAGAAUAGAAAAGUCAUUUGGUUUGUCUGGUCAGUAGGCCGGCUCCUAUCCUGAGCUGUCUUGCCCUGGUAUGAGGACAAGCUUUGGGCUACGUUUUGAAUGUGAGUUAGAAAUUUAAAUUUCAGAGGUAUUUAAAUACGGUAGUGAAAGCUGCAGAAAGCCUUCUUUCUGUAAUAGGUGGAACCUUUAUAUGAAUAGGUGAAAAAAUUAAAAACAAA